UGUGUGGUACCCUGGGUGUCCUGGUUGGUCUGCACUUGCCUACAGCAGCAAAUGGAGCAGGGGCAAGACCUCUCACUGACCUCACAGACCACCACAACCCUCUGCCUGAAAUACCUUUCCCUGACUCUUCCAGGUCUUGCCCUUAGGACACAGCUCAGAAGGCUCUGCUCACUGGCUGCAAAGGGGAUCUGGAGAAGAAGGACCCUGUUCAGUGAGAGAGACCUUCAGAUCCAAGGGUUAGAUAAUGAUGUCAUUACCACUUUCUUGAAGAUAGGUGUCCUUCAGAAGCAGCCCAGGUCUCUGUGCUACAGCUUUGCCCACUUGUGUCUCCAGGAGUUCUUUGCAGCAAUGUCCUGCAUCUUGUGUUUUAAUGAGAACACAAGAGAUCGUAUAGAAUUCUACAGUAUUGUGCAAACACUGAAGGAAGGCUAUGGAAGUCAUGACCUGUUUGCGGCACCCACUAUGCACUUUCUAUUUGGUCUUUUAAGUGAAAAGGGAAUGAGAAAAAUGCAGAAGAUCUUUGCCUAUAGGUUGCCUUGGGAGACAAAGUUGUACCUGCAAAGCUAUAUCCUGGAGGAAACCCAACACCAUCAAUCAUAUUCUCUGGGUUUACUCCAUUGUCUGUAUGAGAUGCAGGAUAAAGAUUUCGAGGUCCUGAAAAAAGUGAUGCAUAAUUAUCAAGGAACAAGUGUGCAUACACCAGUGGAUAUGGUACACCCAGUGUUCCAGACAGGAGUGAAGUACAUGGUGGUCCAGACAGAUGUGGACCUCAUGGUGGUCACUUUCUGCAUUAAGUUCUGCCGCCGUGUGAAGAGGCUUCAGAUGAAUGCAGGUGGACAGCAGAGAAAAAUCUCAAAGGCGCACAGGAUAGUUCUGUCCAGAUGGACCCCAAUGACUAAUGCCACUUGGCAGGUUCUCUUCUCCAUGCUUGAAUUCGCAGAAAGCCUGAAGGAGCUCGACCUAAGUGGAAACCCACUGAGCAACUCUGCACUGCAGAGUCUUUGUAGGACCCUGAGAUGCCCUGGAUGCCACAUAAAGACAUUGUGGCUUCUCAACUGUGGCCUCACAGCCAGACACUGUGAGGACCUGACCUCAGUGCUCUGGGCCAGCUCCAGGACUGAGCUCGACCUGCAGCUGAAUGACCUGGGCGACCAUGGGGUGAGGCUGCUGUGUGAGGGACUCAGGAAUCCUGCCUGCAAACUCAGAAUCCUACU
Molecule: messenger RNA, 1214 nt
Organism: Cricetulus griseus (Chinese hamster)
Lineage: Eukaryota; Metazoa; Chordata; Mammalia; Rodentia; Cricetidae
Source: RefSeq, a predicted model, not a curated record